Mus musculus (house mouse) is the source of this 897-nucleotide messenger RNA. It is a transcript of the gene Vmn1r224, whose product is annotated as vomeronasal 1 receptor 224. The transcript has a single exon. Gene Ontology annotation, biological process: G protein-coupled receptor signaling pathway; sensory perception of chemical stimulus; signal transduction. NCBI's taxonomy places the organism in Eukaryota, Metazoa, Chordata, Mammalia, Rodentia, Muridae. The record is from RefSeq and is marked provisional. The coding region runs from base 1 to 897 and encodes 298 amino acids. Gene Ontology annotation, molecular function: pheromone receptor activity; G protein-coupled receptor activity. Gene Ontology annotation, cellular component: plasma membrane; membrane.
AUGGACCUCAAGGAUUUGAUAAUAGGUACAGUGUUCUUAUUUCAGAGUACAGUUGGAAUUCUGGGAAAUUUCUCUCUUCUUACCAGCUACCUAUUCAAUUACUAUAGUAAACAUACAAUAAAGACCACAAAUUUGAUUCUUACACACCUAUUCACAGCCAACUUUUUGAUCCUUCUUUCUAAAGGACUGCUCCAUACAAUGCAAACUUUUGGGCUAAAAGGAUUUAUCAAUGACUUUGGCUGCAAAUUCCUUUUGUAUAUUCAAAGACUGGGCAGAAACAUGUCCAUUAGUACCACCUGCUUCUUGAGUGUCUUCCAGGCCAUCACCAUCAGUCCUAGGACCUCUUUUUCAAUGAGUCUUAAACUCAAAUCCCCAAAUCAUAUUGGUCUCUUCACUUCUCUUUGGUGGAUUCUCUACAUGGCAUUAAAUCUGAUUUUUCCUGUUUAUAUGUAUAACAAAGAGAACAGAAAGAACCUUACACAUAAAAAUCAUUUCAAACACUGCUCCACUGUAGUUCAUGAUGAUUUUAUAAGCUCAUUAUAUACUGCAUUUAUUGUUCUUCCUGAAAUUUUGUUUUCUUUCAUUAUCAUCUGGUCCAGCAGCUCCAUGGUUGUCGUUCUCUAUAUGCACAGGCAAAGCAUUCAACAUAUCCACAGCAUCAACAUUGGCUCCAGAACAUCUCCUGAGUCCAGAGCUACCCACAGGAUACUGGCCUUGGUAUCCACCUUUAUAGGAUUUUAUGCCCUCUCUUCCAUCUUACAAGGUUACAUUGCUCUUGUAUAUAAUCCUGGUUGGUGGCUGGUGAACAUCACAGCAAUCAUUUCAAUAUGUUUUCCUACACUGGGACCUUUUGUGAUGAAUCAUGACUCAACUAGGCCAAGAUUAAGCUUUCUCUGA